GUAAUAAGCUUUGCACGCCAGCUAUUCCCUUGCUGGUUAAAUUCAAAGCAAGCUUUUUUUUUCCUUGAAUAUAAAUUGGUGGGGGUGGAGAGAGAAAAAAGGAACUGGGAAAAGAGGGGAAGUUAAACCUUCUCUCCCUCCCUGUCAUCCUCAGAAAACCAAAUAUGGCAUCUUCCAUGAGGAGCUUGUUUACUGAUCACAGCAGAUACGUUGAAUCUUUUCGAAGGUUUCUCAACAAUUCCACGGAACACCAGUGCAUGCAGGAAUUCAUGGACAAGAAGCUGCCAGGCAUAAUAGCAAGGAUUGGAGACAAAAAAUCAGAAAUUAAGAUUCUAAGCAUUGGUGGAGGUGCAGGUGAAAUUGAUCUUCAGAUUCUCUCCAAAGUUCAGGCUCAAUACCCAGGAGUUCAUAUCAACAAUGAAGUUGUUGAACCAAGUGCUGAACAAAUUGCCAAGUACAAAGAGUUUGUAGCCAAGUCAUCAAACCUCAAGAACGUCAAGUUUGCUUGGCAUAAGGAGACAUCAUCUGAAUAUCAAAAUAGAAUGAUGGAGAAAGAAGAACUUCAGAAGUGGGACUUUAUUCAUAUGAUUCAGAUGCUGUACUAUGUAAAAGACAUCCCAGCUACCCUGAAAUUCUUUCAUAGCCUCUUAGCUGCCAAUGCUAAGAUUCUUAUUGUUCUCGUGUCAGGAACCAGUGCCUGGGACAAGCUGUGGAGAAAGUAUGGACCCCGCUUACCCCUGGAUGACCUCUGCCAGUAUGUCACAUCCACUGACCUCACUCAGAUGUUGGACAAAUUGGGGACCAAGUAUGAAUGUUAUGACCUUCUGUCCACCAUGGACAUAUCUGACUGUUUUAUUGAUGGCAAUGAAAAUGGGGAACUGCUUUGGGAUUUUUUGACAGAAACAUGCAACUUCAGUACAACAGCACCACCUGACCUCAAAGCAGAAAUUGCAAAAGAUCUACAAGAGCCUGAAUUCAGCAUGAAGAAAGAUGGAAAGAUUCUUUUUAAUAACAGUCUGAGUUUCAUAGUGGUUGAGGCAUAAAUAUCAAUCAGGAAAAUGUAUUCAAAAAUUAUAUUUUAAACAGUGUUGUUUAUUUCUUUGUUAAAAUUACAAAUACAUCUCAUAAUAUAAAUAGAGUAUUGUCUCUUAUAUGUAAAAUCUAGAAAAUUCCAAGACAUUCUUGAACUUCCACAUAUAGUCAUAUAUGAUAUUGCUGGUCUUAUCCCACCCCUUCCCCAGGUAAAGAGACAACUUGCAGACCAAAUACCACAUUAACUAAAAAAAAAAAAA
Molossus molossus (Pallas's mastiff bat) is the source of this 1292-nucleotide messenger RNA. RefSeq names its product histamine N-methyltransferase (gene HNMT). Gene Ontology annotation, molecular function: N-methyltransferase activity. Bases 165 to 1043 code for a protein of 292 amino acids. The transcript has 6 exons. The record is from RefSeq and is a predicted model, not a curated record. NCBI's taxonomy places the organism in Eukaryota, Metazoa, Chordata, Mammalia, Chiroptera, Molossidae.